This is a messenger RNA of Diachasmimorpha longicaudata, 2768 nucleotides long. It is a transcript of the gene AstA-R1, whose product is annotated as allatostatin-A receptor-like. Gene Ontology annotation, molecular function: G protein-coupled receptor activity. The record is from RefSeq and is a predicted model, not a curated record. The transcript is spliced from 6 exons. NCBI's taxonomy places the organism in Eukaryota, Metazoa, Arthropoda, Insecta, Hymenoptera, Braconidae. Gene Ontology annotation, biological process: G protein-coupled receptor signaling pathway. Gene Ontology annotation, cellular component: plasma membrane. The coding region runs from base 1293 to 2357 and encodes 354 amino acids.
GAAUACAUUGCAAUGUUACGCUGAUGGAAAGUAACAGCAAUUAUCAAUUUCCAUUCAUAGAUUUACUAAACGAGUUGUUGCACGUAAAUUUAGUUUCGUGAUUUUAAAUUCCGAAUUUUGAAUCAUAAUUUCGUCUCAUGGUGUAAUUACAUUGUCGUAAAUUAUUUGGAAAUUUUCCUCAAGGUCCAAAAAACGUUAUUAUUGUUCAAAAACAUCUGAGAAUGUAAUGACAAGUAAUUUUUAUUUUAAUCUACCUAAGCGCUAUGAACGUCACUUCCAGAACUGCGCGUAUGUGCAUUGCAAUCGAGUCAUAAACUAAUUCCCCGAGAAUGUUUUCAAUUCAAGUCAGAAUACUAUCUCCCCCUCGAUAUUCCACUGUCCUCGAAAUCGCCAUAAAUAUCUUGAUCCGAAGGUAGCAUGACACCUAGCAAUUUGUAUGAUGAAUAUUUUUCCAUUACGCCUGUACGUUUCCAACUUUAUGAAAAACCAUCGUCCAAUGCAUUAGUCAGCGUCAACAUUAUUUGUAUUUCGAUUGGGGAAAACACACAAGUGUUGUACAUUCGCAAUUCAUGACUCUCAAUAUUUUUUGGUAUUAAUUACUCCGGAAUGAAGUGGCGAAUUUUAGCGAUUAUCUCACGGUAAAUUAAACACUGGAUGAAAAAACGUUAAUUUAUCAACAUCAUCAUGCGCGAUUGAUUUAUGGGGGUUGGGGGAAUACAUGACCUAUUUUUGCGUUCGUUGUUCACCAUGGGAAUCAUCGGAUGAUUGGUGUCAUUUGUCAGUUUCGUUGAGAAGGUGUAACAAUAGGGACUACCGGAUUGAGGGAUUUGAUUGGCCAUUUUUCAAGAAGAAGUGUUCGGAUGAACGAAGCUUUACGGGUUGUCGAGGGUGAAAUAUGACCAGAGUUAUUAUUGUAGGUAUUUUAGGGACAUUAUAGGUGUGAGAAGGCACACCGGGAAGUGAAAUUAACUCUGCCCAGAAAAGGGCGGUUAAUCGGAGCCAAAUUACCGUUUUCAAUGGAACAUGUCUCAGAUAUAAGAGUUUCUUUCAAAACGUAACAGUGAAACUGUCAAAAUUCUCAAUCUGCGACCAAGAAAAAUGAAAUUCACUGAUACAUAUCUACCUGUGAUCAAAAUUACAUCAGAAAUCAUCGUGACCAUGAUCACCCGUGUUAAGUUAAGCAGAAGAUAAUUAUGAACAGUCAUUACGCGUGAAGGACAGUUCACGAUGGAGAAUUACUGGACGUUGAUGGAGAUCUAGUGGCACUGCUUCUGGAAAACCCUCCAGUGAAGAUGGAUGCGAGUACAGUGUGGAAUUUGAGCCACCGGUUUGAGCCGCUGGCGGAGAACUCAACGAAUUGUACAUCGAUGGAUAGUGGAUGUUAUUACGAUAAUGAAUUAGUCGGUAGAGUUGUGAAAGUGGUUGUACCAUUAUUCUUCGGCCCUAUCGGUAUUCUCGGGCUUGUGGGUAAUUCACUAGUGGUAAUCGUUAUUGCUCUCAAUCCUAGUAUGCGGUCUACCACGAAUCUUCUCAUUAUUAAUCUGGCAAUAGCGGAUUUACUGUUUGUCAUAUUCUGCAUACCCUUCACUGCUACUGACUUUGUACUGCCGUACUGGCCGUUCGGUGAUUUGUGGUGCCGAAUUGUCCAGUAUCUGAUCAUCGUUACUGCCUGUGCCAGUGUUUAUACACUGGUACUCAUGAGCUUGGAUAGGUAUCUUGCUGUUGUGCAUCCAGUGGCUUCCAUGACUGUGAGAACCGAGCAUCAUGCAUUUAUAGCUAUCUGCAUCGUAUGGUUCGUCAUACUUACAACUUCUAUUCCAGUGCUCCUCAUCCACGGAGAGAUUUAUAUUCAGUUGCAGAGUGAGCCGGAUCCACACCCCGCCUGCAGAAUCCUACCGGACGCCAAUCGGACGGUCUUCCAAGUGACAUUUUUUCUUUUGAGCUACGUCAUUCCGUUGACAGUGACGUGUGCGUUGUACGUGUUUAUGCUCAUACGAUUGUGGCGAGGGGCACGUGCCAGCGCUGAAAGCCGAAGAGGACGAAAAAAAGUCACUAGACUCGUCAUAAUCGUGGUCGCUGUCUUCGCGAUAUGCUGGUUUCCCAUUCAAGUAAUUCUGGUAGCGAAAUCAUUAGACUCAUAUCCUCUGACGACAACAUCGGUUAUGAUUCAGGUCGCCAGUCAUGUCAUGGCGUAUAUGAAUAGCUGUGUCAAUCCAAUUUUAUACGCAUUUUUGAGUGAUAAUUUUCGGAAAGCAUUUCGGAAGAUUAUUUACCUCAGGCCGAGGUACGAAGCCAAGGGGACGGGGGGACCGUUGACCAAGACUACUCGGGCGGCGAGCAGCGGUGACAUUAUAUAGGAAAUAGCCUAUGAUAUGCAGAUCUAGUCAAUAACAGAAGGCUGACUGGAAGCCUUUGACUAGAGGCAGCCAGAAACUUCACAGGAUGAUUGGCGAUGACAAGGUACAAGGUACAAGGCUCUAUCAAAUGCAUGGUAGAAUGCUUUUGUAUCUCGCGUUAUUGAGUAAUUUACAUAUGGCUCAAUACUAAAUAUAGUUGUUGAGUACAGAUGGGAAAAUGGUUUUUGUGCAAUUUGACUGGUUAUAAUAAUAAUGAAAUAUUUAAGUGAAUGAAUGUUUUGUGAUGAUUCCGUGGUACUCAUCAUUUUCAACGAUUUUCCCAAUUAAAAUAGUGGAUGAGUAAUAACUAUCAUGUCAUUUGAGUGUAUAAAUGUACCAAAUGGUGAUAUAAAUUAUAUGAAGUGUUAAUAA